AUGAGUGUUUUUAUAACUAAAGAAAACCCACUUUCUGGUCCAUUUCCUUGGGUGCCUUUUCUAGGAAAUAUACUGGAAUUGUUUAAAUAUCGAUUAAACCUUAUAGAAUACAUAGCAGCGGUUCAAUUAAAAUAUGGUGAUUUCUGUGAAAUUCACUUUGGUCCUAAACGAAUUAUUGUUAUCUCGAGCAGUGAUGUAGCUUAUCCAAUUCAUACACCCUCGGUAGCUCUGAAUCAUAAAUUCCUUUAUCGUGAUUCCCCAAAUCCUGGGUUAAACGAAGUUGGUUAUGAACAAACUGGAAUAAUUGCUAAUAGAAAUUUAGAUGAAUGGAAAAUUAAUCGCAAGUUCUUCGAAAAAACAAUGAUGUCAAAAAGAUUUUUAAGAAAACUUACAGGAAAAGCUCAUGAAAUAGCUUUAGAUAUGUUUAAAUUAUGGGAUAUUUUAAUAAAUAAACAAGAUGAAAUUGACCUUGCGGAAUGGUUAGCAAGAUUUGCUGGGGAUAUAGCUGUUUCCGCAGCAACUGGAAUUCCGGCUUAUACGACACUUUCUUAUUUUAAUUCGCUUGGAUAUGGAUAUAAUCACGAUCAUAUUCCAGCUUCAAAAUGGGAACGCUCUUCAAAAGUGGUUUCUCAUAUUAAUUCAAUUUUUAGUGUAGGAAUAUGGUUUCUUUCAGUCCCACCUUUUGUAAGGCAUGCUCCUGGCAUGAAUUAUAUAAAUAACAAGUUCUUAAAAUAUGCAAAUGAUCUAGAGGUCACUAUAAAUGAGAUAAUUCAAGAAAGACACGCAGAAAUUGAUUCUUUACCCAAAGAUGCUUUAUUACCAUCUGACUUUUUGACAUUACUCCUUACCGCAAAUACACCUCGUGAUCAAGAAAAUGCUUUAUAUCAAUCAUUAGGCCGAUCUUUGAAAGAUCGUGAAAUUUUUGGUAUUAUUAAAGAUAUUUUCACGGGUUCUUUUGAAACGACUGCAACUACAAUGAGUUCAGUAAUGUACUUUGUAUGUAGAUAUCCUUCUGUGAAAUCCAAAGUACUUUCUGAAAUAAAUUCAAUAUUCGGACAUUCAACAACACUUUCAAAUUUCCAUUACGAUGAUAUGGAAAAACUUCAAUACUGCGACGCCUUAAUUAAAGAAGUACUUCGUAUAAGCCCAACAUUUCCAGUAUUACCACGAUCAAAUUCUGAACCUGUAGAAGUUGGUGGAUAUUUAUGGAAAAAGGAUCAAUCAUUCUUAAUAAAUUAUCAAGGAAUUAAUAUGAAUGAAAAUGAUUGGAUUGAUGGAAAAAUUUUUGAUCCUGACAGAUUUUUAAAGAAUGAAGGUAGUAAGAGAUCAAUGAACGCUAAAGUGGCUAUUUCUAAAGGAGCAUUCUCAUCAUUUGGUGGAGGUGCUAAGUCUUGUCCGGGAAAACUUUGGGCGAUAACCGAAAUUAAAGUACUUUUAGUAGCAAUUUUAAUGAGAUAUGACUUAGAAUUUGUGAAAAAAGAUCAAGGAUUGGACUUAUUUUAUGAUUCUUCAUAUCAUUGGCGAGAACUUAAA
Scutellospora calospora is the source of this 1533-nucleotide messenger RNA. The record is from the annotation of a GenBank genome assembly. Lineage: Eukaryota; Fungi; Glomeromycota; Glomeromycetes; Diversisporales; Gigasporaceae.